Saxophila tyrrhenica is the source of this 483-nucleotide messenger RNA. RefSeq lists its product as uncharacterized. The coding region runs from base 1 to 483 and encodes 160 amino acids. NCBI's taxonomy places the organism in Eukaryota, Fungi, Ascomycota, Dothideomycetes, Mycosphaerellales, Extremaceae. The transcript has 2 exons. The record is from RefSeq and is a predicted model, not a curated record.
AUGCAGCUGUCUGGCGGUCGCAGCGGCGGCCGACAUGACUACACAAGCCCCUCGAAUCGUCAAUCUGUGUUUCCCAACAUAGCUUCGUCAACCAUGCCACGCCAGGAGCGGCGCGCCCGCCACAUCAAAUCAAUCCGACUUGGACCGACAAGAGCCCAAGAGGCUGCAUAUUCCAGAAUGUCCGCCCUCGCCGGGAAUCUUCUCUUCCUCAAACUCAUCGCCACAAGCACAAUCGCCAAUUUGCAACCCCUACUCGACAUGAAACGCUCUUUCCAGGCGGAUGAAGAAGAUAUCCAGAACCAGGCUAUCAGAAUUGGGCUGAAGUACGAGCUUGCCACAACCGAGCUCCACGCCGUCGUGAAGCUGGCUGAGAGCAUGAUGAACGAACCACCGGCCUACACCACCAGUCCGCAAGCGGAGCAGUACAUCAUGUAUUGCAAAGCAUUGGAGCUCCACCAUCUCUGCUUGACAACCUACGGGUAA